AGCAAAACCAUGGGCAGUUUUCUGUCGAACGCAAAAACAAAAACUAGUUGCUCCCAUCUCUGUAUAUUACUCUCUCUCUAUCUCUUCUUUAACGCGCAUUCUAAUGGCACCACUCCCUAUGCCAUCUCUCUCUCACUCACUUUCUUUCUGUCUCCAUUUUUAAAGCCUGAAUAACCAGUAAUUUUCUUUUUUAAAAUUUUUAUUUUCUCUGUAUUGAAGGAGGAGUUAACUUUUUCAGGCCUCCUUGUUGAUGGUACGUCUCGAGUUCAAUCUUUCAGUUCUUGGCUUUGGGCAAUCAUCGUUUCUGGGUUUUGUUCUAAAAUUCAGUUCAUUUACUGGGUAUGUUUCCUUCGAACUCGUCUGCUAAGCAGCAGCGACUUUUAGUAUAUAUGUGCAUUUAAAGUUCUGAACUUUACAUAAUCAUAUGCAUUUGCUGAAGUGUGUCUUUUAGGGCGUUAUUUAUGCUCAAUAAUCUUGAACCCAAUAGGAAGUUGAAGAAAGUAGUUGAUGUCAUUUUUUUGUUUUUUUGCUUUUUGUUGUUAUUAGUAGAAUAGAAAAGCUUUUGUUUUGAUGGAACACAAUGGUUUAGCUGGUGGGAUAUUUUCAGGGAUGGGAUCAGGAGUGCUAGGACUAGAAAUGCCACUACACCAAGAACAAAAUCCUCAAAACCCACAUCACUUGCACCACCCACAAAUUGUAGCCUAUGCCCAUCAUGAAUCAGAUCAUCACCCCCAAACACAACAAUCUAUGAAACAUCCUUACCCUUAUGCCUCUGCAAAACCAAAACCACAAUCACCACCUAGUGAUGAAGAUGAGCAUUUUAUUGGAGAUGAUGUGACUAGUGAUGGAAAAAGAAAGAUGUCUCCUUGGCAAAGGAUGAAAUGGACUGAUAGUAUGGUUAGGCUUCUUAUAAUGGCAGUAUUUUAUAUUGGUGAUGAGGCUGGAUCUGAAGUGAAUGAUCCCACGGGGAAAAAAAAGGCUGGUGGGUUAUCACAAAAGAAAGGGAAAUGGAAAUCUGUUUCAAGAGCAAUGAUGGAAAAAGGAUUUUAUGUAUCUCCUCAACAAUGUGAGGAUAAAUUUAAUGACUUGAAUAAAAGGUAUAAGAGGGUGAAUGAUAUACUUGGGAAAGGAACUGCUUGUAAGGUUGUGGAGAAUCAAAGUUUGCUUGAAACAAUGGAUUUGUCACCAAAAAUGAAAGAAGAAGUGAAAAAAUUGUUGAAUUCUAAACACUUGUUUUUUAGAGAAAUGUGUGCUUAUCAUAAUAGUUGCGGUCAUGGAUCGAGUGGAGUUGCUUCUGGUACUACUAAUCACUCACCAGAAGUUGCUACUGACCAAUCUCAUGCUCAACACCCACACGCAUCUCAUGUUCAGCAGCAAAGGUGUUCUCAUUCAUCUGAAAAUGCCCAACUCGCAACCAAUUCAAGGAGUGAGACUGAGGGGUCAAAAAUGGGGAGAAGGGUAAGCAAUGAAGAAGAUGAUGAAGAGGAUGAGGAAGAGAGUGAUGAUGAUGAAGAUGAUUAUGGUGAUGAUGAGGAUGAAGCAAUUGAAGGCAAUUCAAGAGGUCAAAAUGGGCAUGGACAUGGACAUGAAGAUGAAGAUGAUCAUGAAGAGAAACCUUCGCGAAAGAGGCAAAGAACUGGAAUAUUUGCUUUAUCAUCAUCUUUGAUGCAGCAAUUGAGUAGUGAAUUAGUUAGUGUUAUUCAAGACGGAGCAAAAAGUCCAUGGGAGAAGAAGCAUUGGAUGAAAGUAAGAUUAAUGGAAUUAGAAGAGCAGCAAGUGAGCUAUCAACGCCAAGCACUUGAACUUGAAAAGCAAAGGCUAAAGUGGGUGAAAUUUAGUAGCAAGAAAGAAAGGGAAAUGGAAAGAGCUAAAUUAGAGAAUGAAAGGAGGAGACUUGAAAGUGAAAGAAUGGUACUUCUUGUUAGACAGAAAGAGCUUGAAUUGCUUGAUCUUCACCAUCAUCAGCAACAGCAACAACUUUCUUCAAACAAGAGAAGUGACCCAUCUUCCAUUACUGGCUGAAUUGUAAUAUAAUAAGUUAAAUUAGAUAUUUUAAUAGAAGAAAGACGGUUGUUUUGUUUUUUUUUAAGUUUAAUACGUGAAAAUAGUUGUUUUCCUUUUCUUCAA
Messenger RNA from Jatropha curcas, 2127 nucleotides. RefSeq names its product sequence-specific DNA binding transcription factor. The record is from RefSeq and is a predicted model, not a curated record. Lineage: Eukaryota; Viridiplantae; Streptophyta; Magnoliopsida; Malpighiales; Euphorbiaceae.